AAUCAAAGAUGCAUUUCCCGCACGCAAUAUUUUUCCCCCACUGCCACCUGACAGCUCGACCGCGUUUGACGAUCCCAGCAUCCCGUCGUUUACAUGGACGCGGAGGCCUAUCUUAAAAGCCAUGGCUGGCAAGGUGCUGGACAUUCCCUCGACCGAACCGGCCGUGGCAUCAAAAAACCUCUCCUCAUCUCGCAGAAAGACAACGUGCUAGGAUUGGGGAAACCGAAGUCGCUGACGAGCGAUCAGUGGUGGUUGCGAGCGUUCAAUGACUCGUUGAACGAUAUUGGUACCGGGAAACAAAGUGCACUCUCGCAGAUUCGAGAAGGCGGCGUUAGGAGGGGUGGACUCUACGGGUUCUUUGUGAAAGGCGAGAGUCUACACGGAACUAUUCACGAAACCUCUAUCGAAGCUGCUCUAUCCACUAUAUCCACAGCCGCUGUACCGAAGCCAGCCUCUGCCGAUACCUCGAAGCGGAAGCGCAAAGCUGCGGACUCGUCACAAGGCGACACACGAAAGCGAACGAAGAUGGACCGAACGGAGCGAGCCCAUCUCAACGACUCGAGCAGGAAAGACGAGACCAAAUCGAAGGACGUUCCGGAUCGCGCCGUGGAACAACGGCAGAGGAAGGAGCGGAAACUCAAUCGCCGAGUGAAGCGUCUGAUCAAGCAAGAAAUGGCCGAGGGGAAAUACGGUCUCGCUCCACCGCAUCGGAGUCACUCUUCAGAUGAAGCAAAGGCUGCUAAGGAGUUGAAGAAGGAGGCGAAGAAGGCUCACAUGAAGCGUCUGUGGGUGGAGUACUUCCCUGAGGAGAAAUAUGACGAGACUGGAGAAGAAGAGUUGGUAGAGGAAGACGAGAAGAGGGAGAAGAAGAAAAAGGGGGAGAAAGAGAAGAAGGAAAAGAAAGAGGAGAGAAAGUCGAAAGCACCAGCGAUGAACGGCGUCCUGAAUCUGAAGCCUGAGGAGCCCGAGAAUCCAACGCUGACCGAAUUUCAAGCCUCUCGUGCCACCGCGCUCCAGCACCGCGCCCCAUCCCCCACAUCCAAAUCCGCCACCCGGCCCGAGAAGCGCAACUGUUCAGCGGACCCAUCCUCACGCACGUCGAAGAAGAACCGCCGAGAGGAGAAACCAGCGCACGUCGACUCAAGCGCCGCGCUGUCGACGAAGCAGCAGAAACGCUACGCUGCGCGUGCAGCGGAGAAGGGGAUGGCGCUAGAGACGUACAUCGCGCGUCGCGAGGCGAAACGAGUCGGAGCGGGGGCGAAAGGUUCGGGGAAUGGGCACGGCCAUGGGGAUAUCACGAGGGACGCGAAGAGUGCGCCGAUUUGCUUUGUUGAUGUUGUUGGGGAGAAUCCGGGGAGACGCGAAGGGCGUUGAUGGUGAUCCGGUUACGAUCGAUGUCGGAUUCGACGGCCAGGGGCUCCGGUUUGGGUUGUAGGGUUGUUGGAGUGGUUUUGGCAUGUUAGUAGACGAGAUAGAUAGAAUGGUGCUGAUGAGUGUGAGCGAAUCCAGACAACUGUUC
Molecule: messenger RNA, 1519 nt
Organism: Eremomyces bilateralis CBS 781.70
Lineage: Eukaryota; Fungi; Ascomycota; Dothideomycetes; Eremomycetales; Eremomycetaceae
Exons: 2
Coding region: 94-1374 (426 amino acids)
Source: RefSeq, a predicted model, not a curated record